Exophiala spinifera is the source of this 2010-nucleotide messenger RNA. RefSeq lists its product as uncharacterized. Gene Ontology annotation, cellular component: nucleus. Gene Ontology annotation, biological process: proteasome-mediated ubiquitin-dependent protein catabolic process. Lineage: Eukaryota; Fungi; Ascomycota; Eurotiomycetes; Chaetothyriales; Herpotrichiellaceae. The record is from RefSeq and is a predicted model, not a curated record. The transcript has a single exon. Gene Ontology annotation, molecular function: protein-macromolecule adaptor activity; protein binding. Bases 1 to 2010 code for a protein of 669 amino acids.
AUGGACCAGACACCAGAAAGACCUUCUCAUAGUGAAACGGUUACCUUUUCUAUUCCCGAAGAUGCGGUUCGAAGUCCUCGCCGAAGUAGCCGUAUCAAGAAGAACCCUUCCGUAACCCCAAGACGUUUCAACAAGUUCUUCACGCCCAGAGCUCGGAACCUCCAGCGAGCGGUUCGCAGCUCGAGGAAGGCUCUCCAUGAUCUUUCUGCAGCCACUUUGAACAGUCGAGCCGACAGUGUACAUCGCCCGAGCAAAAGGAGGAGAAUCUCGUUUUCUUCAGUACCGUCUCUGCCCUCGUCCCCGAUUCGCAAAGGCCCUGCCUCCGUAGUCACAAACGCCAAUGUUGAAUUUCAAGGCCUGGGCCCGGCACCUGAGGCCUUUGCCGAGUGUUUUACUACAGACGACGAUUAUGAAGACGAGGAUAUCCCGGGCACGACCAGAGCACUCCCACCUCCUCUAAUACCAUAUCGUGCCAUCAGCACCUCAGCAGCGGCAUUAUCCAGACGACUCGGCGUGAGAAAUAGGGUAGUGGAGGCGAAUGGCAGCAAUCUCUGGCAACAUGAAACCGCAAAUUUCUACAGUUCAGCAGAUGAUUUCUACUCCUACAACCGGCAGGUUGCAUCCCUACCAUUUUGUGCGACCGGCUUCAAGACCGUGUCUUUGGUCGCUGUGGGUGAUGAAGACGGCACUGUACGUGUACACGAUGCAUGCAGUCAAGACCAGUCGUACAACCAAGUAUUUCUACAGAUGCAUCCCCAUGAUAACGCAGUCAUGGAUUUGGAACUAUCUGAAGACGAUGCACUACUGGCUACAGCAUCCGGAGAUCAAACAUGCCGAAUUAUUGAUAUGAAGCAGCAAGUCUCGACGCACACACUCGUCGGCCACACCGGUUCGAUCAAGCGCGUUCAAUUUCAGCCAGGCUCCGGAAACAAUUUACUAGCAUCAUGUUCCAGAGAUGGGAGUAUUUGUCUUUGGGAUCUGCGUUGCGCCAAAGCGAAAGGCUCGACGAUGUUCCAAGAACUCCGACGUGAAAGUGCAACCUUUCUGGAAAGUAGCAGAGAAGUGAACACGAUCAACGACAUCCGUGACGCGCACACGGCUCGCAACAACUUGUCAUCGAAAGGCCGUCGCCAGCACAUCCCAAUCUCCGCUCGUAGCGACUUUGCAGUUACGACCUGUGCCUUCAUCAGCGCCAGCCGACCCCACCUCCUAGCCAGCGCGUCUGAAAACGACGCCGUCAUCAAGCUCUGGGAUAUGCGUACGUCUUACAAACAACGCUCCGGCGGACCCAAUCCGAUCUCUGCCACCCUCGAGCCUCAGUCUCACCAGAACCACCGACAGUUCGGCGUUACCUCAAUAGCGAUGAGCACCGACGGGUCAAGACUUUACUCCCUCUGCCGCGACCACACCAUCUACGCAUACUCUACAGCACACCUCGUCCUCGGCAGCGCGCCUGAGAUGGCCCUCUCGUCAUCUGCAUUGCGACCCGCUCGUCAGCCCCGCCAGCCCGUCCACGGACUUGGGCCUUUAUAUGGCUUCCGGCACCCGUCCCUACGCCUGCAGACGUUCUACGACAAGCUUGCCCUACGUCACAUGAGCAAUGACCACACCGAAGUCCUUGCCUCGGGAAGCAGCGAGGAAUGUGCCGUCCUCUUCCCCACGGACGAACGAUACCUCAACAAGGCUGCACGCCGACAACCAGAGAAUGCCACACUCGCACCCCGUCUACGCCGUGCUACGUCGUCGUCUUCGAGCAGUGACGCACCGUUGCCCAUCUACUACCACGGCACCGCCCUCGUCAACGCCCAUCGCAAGGAAGUCACUGCAGUGGCUUGGACGAGGAAUGGCAAUCUCGUCACCACCGCGGACGAUUACACCACGCGCUGCUGGCGCGAAGAUGCGGCUCAGGCACGCAUGCUGAGACUGAACAGCGAGCGUGACGUGCGUAGGUAUCAGAGUGGCUGGGCGGAAGUGCCGGCGCGGUACGAUGAGGAUGACGACGAGUUUUAG